Passer domesticus (house sparrow) is the source of this 12547-nucleotide messenger RNA. It is a transcript of the gene TMEM74, whose product is annotated as transmembrane protein 74. Bases 845 to 1795 code for a protein of 316 amino acids. Lineage: Eukaryota; Metazoa; Chordata; Aves; Passeriformes; Passeridae. The record is from RefSeq and is a predicted model, not a curated record. The transcript is spliced from 3 exons.
GUGACACCGGGCGGCCUCGAGGGGGAUGGGGCCCAGGCGAAAGGGGUAAUAGCGAAUUAAUUGCAGAUGAGAAGUAAUAUCCGUCUUUGAGUCAUCAGUCUUUGAGGCAUAAUUUCAUUCCAAAAGCUCUUAGAUGAAUGGUACAUCUUAUAUAGGAAAGCACUGCUUUUCCCACAGGAUUAUCAGAUUUCCUCCGGAGAAUACAGAUCCUGGAUUAUUGAGCUACAUGGGAUUUGCGUGUUUCUUUCUAAUUAGUCUGUGAAUCUGAGUGUAAAAUUCUUUAUUUGGAAGGGGGGGAUGGGAGUUAUAUGCUUCUAAAAGAACAGACAUAUCUUUUCUCUGACAUUUUACACAGUUUUUCUGGUUAUCCCGUGCUCUGUGCAUACUGCCUUAAUUGGAUAGUGGUGUCAAAGGUUGAUUAGAUUCCCUAAUAGAUUUUGGAUCUGCAAGAGGAUUGCAGUUUUAAAUGCGUGGUUAAAACAAUCAUGUUUGCCGUCUCCCCUCAAACAGUUGAGAGGAGGGCUGAUGUAUUACAUUUGCGUUAUCUUCCCUUUGGUUUAUUAAUGUAUCAUUGUGAGGUUGUCGGGUUCGGUUUUGUUGUUGUUUUUUCCCCCUCUGCUGUUUCAUUUGCAGACUGAAAAGCAAUGAAUGUCAGAGAGGAUUUGUUUAAUCAUUUAACAGCUGACACAAGCCAUGUCCCUAACAAAACGUUGGUGAAAAAGUGGUGAAGAAGAUUUCUGGGAUACAGCAGCGCCAGUACUGUGAAGCCGCUUCUGCAGGUCAGGAGCAGCAUUUGCUGGAGGAUGCCGUAGCCCAGGAGGUGACGCUUGUGGGGACGAGGUCGAUGGCUUGCAUGGAGCUUCUCUACCUGGCCGAGGAGAGCAGACAGGUGCCCCUGGGCACUGCUACUGGCUGGAGCCUGUCUCCGCAUCCCUACGAGCAGCAGCAGUGUGAGGGGGGUGAGGCGGACCCCAGAGCAGCCACUGCUGUGGCAGCCCUGCACUGUGAACGGCACUGCAAGCCCUUGCAGAGGGGCCCUGUGGCUGAGCCCCCCCUGGCUCCCCAGCCCUCCUCUGUGGGCAGCUCGCCCCAGGACCACCCUGCCCCCUCCAGCACGUCCCAGCCCUGCCACCCAGCCGAGCGCUUGCCCGGGGAAGAGGAUGGAGGGAAGAAGAAAGCCUGCUGCUGUGCCCAGGAACUCGAGACAUCGUUCACCUAUGUGGAUGAAAAUGUAAAUCUGGAGCAUGCAAGAAGUCCCCCUACUCCUACAGGUGGCCAGGAUGCUCCUCUGCAGCAUCAUUCCUGCAGGGAGCUGCCACCUGAAUGGGCACACGAUUCUCCUUCCUUGGUCUCUGAGGAGGAUGAUGCUGCCUCGGAGGCAGCAGCUGGGAAAUCCGUUGACUAUGGAUUCAUUAGUGCCAUUUUGUUCCUGGUUAGUGGCAUUUUGCUGGUGAUAAUUUCCUACGUGGUACCCAGAGAUGUGACUGUGGAUCCCAACACCGUGGCUGCCCGGGAGAUGGAGAGGCUGGAGAACGAGAGCGCAAGGAUCGGUGCUCACUUGGACCGCUGUGUUAUCGCUGGGCUGUGUCUCUUAACCCUGGGGGGCGUGGUGCUCUCCAGCCUGCUGAUGGUGUCCAUGUGGAAAGGGGAGCUGUACCGGAGGAGCAGGUUUGCAUCCUCCAAGGAGUCUGCCAAGCUGUAUGGAUCUUUCAAUUUUAGAAUGAAGUCUGGAGCAAAUGAUAAUAUGCUCGAGCUGUCGUUAGUUGAGGAAGAUGUGCUUGCCAUAGAUAAUUAGUGUGGUCAUGAUUUUUAAGGCAGCAUUUCUACGGGAAAAUAUGUCUCAUUAAAGAAAGCAGAUGCAGCUAAAGAUAGCUGGUAAUGCAGUUUAUUUGUCUGACAAGAAUGGUGUUAUCUUAAGCUCUAUAAUCAAAUGUUUGCAAUAUAUGAGUACUUGUUGUAAAGGGGAACUGUGCCAGAUGAAAUGCAAAUGAUAUAAAAUAAUGAAAACCACUGAAUAAAAAGAGACUUGUGAUAAGUAGGUUCCUCAGAUACUCGUUUAUCCUAAUAUAAAACAUUCCAUUGGUGUCUUGCCUAUAUAAUUUUCUUAUUACUCCCAUAUAGAACAAGAAUGACCUUGACAUUUUGGAAGCUUUUAAUUUUUGAAGCCUGCAGGAUUAUUAACAUUCUACUUGACAGAAUAUUAAGAAGCAGGACCAAUAAUCAAAUAGCAGGGCUAAUACUUCAUUAAGAGGUGCUUUUUUGUUCUUUAAUUUUAAGUAGAUCCCUUCUCUUCAAUUAAGUGACAGCUAUAGGAAGAAAGAACACCACUUGGUCAUGGCUGGCCACAAACCUCCCAUAUUUUCAAACAAUUGUACAAUUAGUGAUGAUUAUUUAAAAUAUGAAAUAAGAGGCAAAGGGCAGGAAACCAUAUGGCUCAUGGUGCUGGUAGGAGACAAAAGGCUCUUUCAGCUUGAGGUCAGUGGCUCUAUUUCAGUUCAGAUUAGCAAUGAUUGAUCGUCAUUAACUUCUGAUAGCUAUAGUGACCCAUAUAAAAGAAGUUUAGUUCCUGGUGGACAGAUGUCUUUGUAUGAAAACUGCCAUAACGUGAAUUAACAGACCUCUUGUUUGGAGUCUCAAAAGACCCAAAGACUGAAAAAGCCUGGGGAUGCUGAGACUGGACACUUCUUCAGUACACAUGCCAGAAGAAAUUCAAGCCCAGCUGCAGGGCUUUGCUUAUACUGGGGCUGUCUGCAUCUUAUUAGUCUUUUUUGAAACUUCAGGUUUAUGUCACUAGGCUCUCAACCUUCUCAUAACCAGCAAGGAAAGGUCAGGAAGGAGCUCUCUGAGGCUCAUUCAAUAAAACCCAAUUUAUUUGUAAAGAAUAAAUCAUCAGGAAAUAAAGAGGUUAAGUAUCAGGCAGUUUACUGGCUGACAGGAGACUCACUUAACAUAGGGGAUGAUCAAGGGUACAUGUUGCUAUUAAUCUCAGUUCUGUGGCACUGUAGCCAAAAAACUGUACCACUCAUGCUAUUUGCUUUAUUACCAGCCAGUUUUUGGGGAGUAUUAAUGUGUUCUCGUAGUGCUGGGAAAACCAACAAAAAUUGUUCAGUGCACCGCUGUCAGUUCUUACUAAGCAAUGGUAUAUAUAUAUAUACCUAUAUAUACAUAUAUAUAUAUAUAUAUAUAUCUUGUUAAUAUGUAUAUGUCUGUUAUGUGUGUAUGUGUCCCUGGCAAAGCCAAACAUGGGUGAAGAGCUCUGUCUGUGCAGUCUCUGACUGCAGUCUUAGAAAAAACAUGUGCUUCACUAUGACAGGCUUCUCAGUUGUGAGUUAACUCUAAAAUAUCAGGAAUAUGCAUUAUUUUUAAAAUACUUUUUUUUCCACUGUGACACACAGGAGAAUAGUUCUCUUGGGAAGGUGGUAGGAGGCGAUUUCCUUUAUACUCCCUUUACUCAGUAAUAUGUGGCAGCACAAAGUCCAGAAUAACAAGUGGGUGGUGGAAACAUGGGUUCCUCACAGAGAGACCAAAUGCUAUUUUGUCACUUCGUUCUUCAUUGUGCUUCUCUGGCUGUUUUUGUCAGGAGACAAAUGCAGCACCCAAGUCUGACUCAAUUAGUUCAGUCCCUUGUGCUUGCUGGCACUGUGACCAAAGGUCCAAGGAGCUGUCCUGCUCCAGGUUCAUGCCUUUGGUCAGUAAAUUCCAUAGUGUGGUACCCAGGAUUUAACGCUGGCCCUGCAAAAGAGAUCCUGCUUCACAUAUUCUCUGCUCCAGCUGCAGCUUUAGGUCAGUGUUACUGCAUAAUUAAAUGAGCUGCCUUAUUAGAGGGUGCUGCUGCCCAGUAAAUGAUUCUCCCAGUUUAUGUCAUGAUACACAGCAUGUUUCACAGGCAGUAACUCAGCAGUGACCAGCAUCUCCACAGUCGUCUUUGAAGAGCUUACAUCCUUCUGGCUGUGUCAUCAGAGAUUCCUAAUUGAAUCUCUAGGAUAAAUACAUGAAAUGUCUUACAUCUGGAAGCUACCUCAGCCUGUUGUGAUCAGUACAAGUGAGGAAGGAACUAGCCUGAGAAUCUGGCUGCAGAGCAGGAAAGUUCCUCUUUUGCUGGCCUUGGCUGGCAGGUGAGGUAUGUGAACACAGCCUGCAGAGCUUGACAUUUUUCUCAGGGUGGGGAGGUGGGAACAGCGCUUCCUCUUAUCCUGCCCUGAGGAUGGGAACGGGCUGGUCUUCCCAGGGAAAGCCAUGCCAAGCAAGAGGGCAGAUGUUGCUGAGCUAGGGUCAGCAAGGUGGUGUAGGGCAGGGCAUUGAUAUCUCGGGGGAUGAAAACCCUUUCGCCUGCCUGGACCCUGUGUUCUCACCUAUGUGACAAUAGCUCUAAACCUGAGGCUGGUAGUUUUGAGAGCUAUUAAUUUUUAUUUUUUAAUUAUACAUAUGCAUGAAAUUGGAGUACAUUCCAUUACUGCAGAAAGAUGUCAGCUUAAGCUGUACAGAUCACAGAUUUCUUGCAGGAACCAUGACAUGCCUUAAUGCUGAUUAUUAGCACUAGAAAAAGGAACGCUUCCCUGACUGUCAGUAUGUUAUUGUCAAGUGAGAAGUUUUCUGACACUUUGUAAAAUGCCUGUCACAGAUCAUGAACCUGCAAUACUUUAAUGAACCCUGAGAUUUUCCCUGAGCAUUUUAAGGAAAUAUUAGUCAACCUAAUAAUCUAAAUGUACACUGCAGAAGUGUGAGGAGUAAUAAAAUUUAAACGGCAGGACUAACAGAGUUUCUUUAUUUUUGUGUGUGUGCUGUGAAAGAGGUGAAGGAAGGCCUUCAAAGCACAGAAAUUUAGCAGAUAAAAAUGCUCGGGACAUUUCUCUGAUCACUUUAGAAAUUGCAGCAUGAUGUGAGUUAGUGGUGCAAUAUAAAACCUCUGGACUUUCAGGUUCUCGUGCUGUGAAACCAAACACACACAAGAAACCAAAGUGCUUGCUGUCUGGUGGCUGAUGGUGGAAAUGAAUGUAUGAGCUCACUGGGCGGUGGACAGGCCUUCACAGCAUUGCCCUCAUGAGAUGGUACCAAAGGGCGAGGCCAAGGGAUGUUUAUUGCCCCCUCAUGCAUCCUCGCAAUUUCACUUCCCCUGCUCGAAAUUUAAAUGCUUUAAAGGUACAAAUGGGAGAAGAAUUGUUGGUGUUUUUUUCACUGCCUGGGCUAAAGUUGUCACUUGCUUCAUUAGAGAGCUUUCUCCUUUUUUGGGCAACUAAAUUUUGGUAUAUACUGAGUGGGUUUUAGGUGCCCUCUAAAUAUCCAGAUUCUGAAUAUGAUUUCCGAGUACCCUGGAAACAGAACAGGAUUUGUGCCCUUAGUCAGUUUAUUUCUGACCAGCCCCAGCUGCCCAAUAUGACACUUUCCCAGUUUCUACCUCAUGACAUGUCUGCUGGCUGGGCCCAGCCCUGGUCCCCACCUUCCCACUGGGGGCGUCCGGGCUUCCCUGAACUGCGGGAAGGGAGGUGACAGCUGCCAGUGUCCGGCUCCCUGCUGCUCAGGCAGCUCCCUGCUCACCCUGUUCUCAGUUCCCUUUUCUCGGUCAGAGGCUGUGGCUGGACCUUGGGAGCUGCAUGGCAUCUGCUGGGGAUGCUCACCAAGACAGAGGCUGUCACCAUACCGUCCCAGCCCGCACGCUGCGGUGCCCAGCGUGUCUCCCACCAGCCUCGCCUGCUCCUGCCAGCCUGAAGCCAGCCCAAGAAAUGCCCAAGACUCUCCUAGGAAGCUACACUGGGUUGUUGCUGGGUUUUUAUGUGUUUACAAUUUUUUAGUCUUUGUAAUUCUUUUAAAAAUCUGUCUGCAAUGAGUAUAGUGUUUACUGACUGAGAAAGCAACUGGUUUAAUUUUGUAAGACUCUCACAAGGGGGUGAAAGAUCACAGUCCAUCAUGAGCUGUUCAGUAGUGCAUUUGAUGCCUUAUUACAAUCGCAGCCGUGUUCUGUACAGAUUCAAAAAUAAAAAUCUAUGAAUUUGAGUCAUUGUGGGCCUCUUUGCUCCUUGCUGAUUGCAGUGAUUGGCUCUUCUCUCUGUGCCAUGGGUGCAGUCCCCACUCCUCAGUGGCAUGGAGCCCAUGUAGGCAGCAGGGCCACCUGGCAGAGCCAGUGCUAGAUUGAGCUGUGCCAGCACACCAAGCCCAUCCCCAGCUCACCCAUCCAUCACAGCUCACACCUCCAUCAUGUCCCUGCUGCUCUUCCUUCCCAAACAGAAGUGCCAAGCGAUGCAGUUUCAAAGCCUCCUGCACUCGUGUCCCACCCAACUCCACACAACCAGAAAAAAAAGAGAAAAAGCAGGUGGGAGCAGCCACGGCUGUGUGAGCAGGCAGCUGGGGAGGUGCUGUGUCAGGGAGUGGGUGUUGAGCCCCUGCUCACCAUCACCACAUGCAUGACCACUUCAGUAUCACAUCCUCAUCUUGGCCCAGCUUGGCCAUGGCCAGGGCAGGAGAGCAGAGAGUGCUGGGCCAGCACCAGCCAUGGUGAUGAUGGGUGGGUAUGUGGUUCCCAGAAAGCCCUGGAGGUGAUGUGUGGUGCAGGGAGAUGCAGGAGCUGUGUUCCUGGAGCUCUGUGGGCUGGGCAUUGCCCUCUCCCUCCAGAAGAGCUGUGUCAGAGUGGGCAGCACUCAGAGGGUGCUGGUGGGAGCCAGCAGCGACUGGCACCAGCAGCUAAGCAGGACCUCCAGGGAGCCACAGUUUUCUCCUGGCUUUUUUUAUUUCUCUCACGUCCCCAGUGUAUGUCAGUGAAGUGCCUUAAGCACCUUUGACAACCUGUACUCCCUCCCAAACACAGUUCAAAGGUAUGCCACACAGGUUGUGCCUCGUCAGGUCACUUUUCGUUCUGCUGUGACAGAAUCAGACCCUUUCCUGCCGCUGUCUGUGAAUCACCAUGUGGGUGGGAGCGCUGUGGUGGGUGUGGAUCCAGGCUGGAGCACGGACUGUCUACUCCUGUUACCUGUUAGAACAGAGUACAGCAAGGCCCCCGUUUGCCACCCAGGUUUCAGGCUGUUACUGCUACAGGAGUAAUAAAGGUGUCCCAGAAGUGGCCAAAUUGGCUGCAGUGGCUGCACUGAUGGCAAAUGCAGGCUGUGGUGUGCAACUGAUGGUUAGCAAGGGGUUAAGAGAAUAGAUGUAUUUAUAGAUAUGACAAUCCAUCAGCUUAAAGACCUGGGAGGCUUUCUAACUGAAAGCAAACACACAAAUUCAUUUUUACUCUUUUUACAGAUUGCUUCUUACCAUUUUAAAUUUUGAAGGAUUCAGUGUCAUACUAUAUUCACAGGGGUUUUUUUUCCCCUGUGUUUAUGCAUCCUGGCAAGGUCAAGAGUCAUAUAGGCUGCAAGGAGGAAUGGUAACCGUGUCUGGAAGAGCUCUUGAGAGGUCAUUUUCCAGUCUUCUGGAACAUUCACCCUCCAUCAGUCCUCAAAGAUGAUUACUCAUGGUUGUGAAAUUGCUGCUCGAUUCUCUGAGCACUCUGGUGUGAAUUUUAUAAGGCUCACAUGAUUUGCAGAUACAUUAUGUAUCUAUGCAGCCUCUUCUGCUCUCUACCAGCCUAGGUUCUUAAGUUCUGAAGUCUGUGGAUAGUCUGAAUACUUUUAGAUUUUUUAAUGAGGUGAAGAAAGGUUGAAGCACUUCAGCCUUCUCAAUGUCAUUUUCAGUUGUGCCCUGUCUCACUCCCCACCAAGCAGAUAACUUGUUCUUUCUUUGCCUUUUUUCUUCUUUCUAGUAUAAAUAUAGAGCACUUACUCAUGACCUUUUUUUCUCUUCUAUGAGGAUGCCACUUUCUUACCUCUCCAAAAUAAAUUAAAAUUAUUAUUUAUAUAUUAGAAUUUCCCCAGUGGGGAAAUGUCUUAAAUUUUAGGUCAUUGUUAUGGUUAGCCAAAUCCAUGUUUCCAAUUAUUAUUUUUCUUUCACAUUUUCACAUUUCAUAGAUGGUAUUUUGUUUCCUUAAUUUUGGUUAAGAAUGUGCUAAAUUUUCCUGAAUGUCUUUUCCCUUUAAACUUCUGCUAUGUGGGAACAUACUAACCAGUGCUUUGAAUUUGCUGAAGUUUCUUAUUCCUUGGGACCACUUCCCUGGAGAUGGAAAUACUCUAUUAUAACGGCCCUAUAUUGUGAGGGGUUUUUUUGUACAGCUGAGCUCAGUGAACAGCCUGGUGACUACAAUCCCCACUCCUGCCCACCUCCGUUUAUUCCCCACUCAGCCUUUCUUCAGUGUGGGCAGCAGUGGUCCAAGGUGGAGAUUUUGUGUUAGUCUUGCUUUUUAAGCCAAGCUGUGUUAUUAAGGAAAGGCUUGUCUGUGGGAUCAAAUUACAAUGCACAGCCAUUGAGAUGGGAAAUGUCUUCACUUAAACUUCACAGGAUAUUGAAACCAGUCUUAGCAAAGAGGCGAGUUAGAAGCAAAAAUCAAUAUUGGACAAUGCUGAAAUGCCUCUGUUCAGCUGCUGUUUUAAGUGCCUUGUACAGACCUUUCAAAUCAUGUUGCCAACAAAUGGAGGAAAUACAGCUUUUAAAAAGUCAGAGAAUUAUUAAUAGUGUGCUUGACCUCCAGCUCUGCACAGUCUACAAAAAAAGCAUCAUUUUUCAUAUGCUGCUGCCUUAUGCCUAAUUCUGCAAGCCCUGUUGGGAAGCAUUGCUCAUAGGAGAAGUGCAGUCAGAGAGUGAGGGUCAAAGCUUUAGAUCCAUGAUGGACUGUGGGCGGGAAAGAGAGCAGGAACAGCUCAUGGUCAGCCCCUGAACAAAAAGGGAGGGUUGCAGGAACCCUACACCUCAUACAUCAUUCACACACUAAUGGUAUUUCUUGUCCUCAUGCGUGAGAGAAGAAAAUUAACUGUGCAGAGGUUAUGCUUGCAGCUUUCCAGCAGGGAUAGAGAAGUAUGGAGAGAAGCAAAUGUCAGAUGUCUUCAUGAGAAAAUGAAUACUCUAGCCACUAUCCUGGUGUCUGAGGAGUGAUUGGGGAACCAGCACCUCCAAUUGUGCUCCCCAGCAGGCUAAUCUGUUGCGCAGCAUUUGUAGCACAAAGAAGCAGUCUGAACCUUUAUUAACUUUAACCACUGCCUGAGUAACCUAAAGUGACAAUCCAUCUCUCUUAUUGCUGUUAUUAAGUCAGUUUUGGACAAUGCCUUAUCAUCUGCAGAAAAAAAUACAGAGGAGAUAUAAUGCAGGCAGCAAGUCUCUAGGUAAAAUUAGGCUGUCUGAGAAGGGGAGAAGAAUGCUGCAUGCUGCGCUGAACAAAUCUUUGCAUUGAUUUCUGCAAACAGAGCCUUUCUAGGAGCACCACAAAUGCAUGUAUUUAUUUAGUGCUUGGUUUCAAAGAGCUGUCAAUCUUUCUCUAUCCAGAUAACUCCUGUUUGUGUUCAGGUCUGGGGUGCUCUAGGGUCAUACAUUAUUUCUGCUUGUGCUGUUCUUGCUUUUUGCUUUGAUGCCAGCUCUGCAGUUCUUGGUCAGCCUCACGCAGCCACGUGUGCAAACAGAACCACUCCUGCUUGGUGGCAGUGGGCAGUGGCCAGGUGACACAUGGCUCUGCUGCAGCUCCAAGAGUGCACGUGUGAGCCCAGGAAAUGGAAUACCUGUUCUCAUAGAGAGUUUUAAAUAAUCAUUUAAAUGUGCAUGGAGAUCUCAUUGAUACAUCAUCUGAGAGCACAAAUCUCAUCUGUCUGAGGGCAUGCUGUGUGUGUGCUCUGUGGCCCAACAAAGAACUAGUUCCUCCUCUUUGACUGUCCCACUUAUUAUCUGGUUCUGUGCCCAGUGCAUAGGAAUAAAAGACAAUUCUUUUAUACCUCCCCUUCAAUUCAGAUGGGAUUAAGCCUUCAUUUCAGCUAGGUGGCUGAGGUAGCCUGAGAUAAAAUUUGAGGCCAGUAAUAAGUUACUACUCCUGCACAGAGCAAGAUGAAAGGAAAGUAGUUGUGAAUUGGAGAGAUAAACAGCUCCUGGGGGUGCUCCACAGCAUGGCAGUAAUAGCUCAAGUCUGUGGUUUAAAAUCACUGCCUUAACUACAGUAAACAGAGCUGAUUUUAGUGGCUUUUUUUUCAAGGUGAAGGCUAGAAGGCAGGCCAUGGAGGACAGAUGUGAAAAAUUUAUACACUAUUUAAGAAUCCUUCACUGAAACUACCCCACAUUCCAUUAAAAGUUCCAGGAUACCUAACAAUAAGCUUGAAUAUCUACAGUCACUCACUUACCCACUGGAUGAACCAAUGCAUUGCAAGGUCUGUAUCCAAACACCUCAGGAGUUGAGUUUGUCACAGAAAUACCAUCUUUUUUACCUUGACCUCUUGUGGGAGCACUAAGUUAAUUUCUAUGUCCACACAGGAUCACAUGAUAUUUACUGUCAUUUAUAUAGGACAAUGUUUUGUUUAGUUCCUCUUCAAAACAAGAUAGUUUACCAUACAGUUACCUGUGCCUGUUACUAUUUUACCUCAGUGAGCAGAAGGGGGAAAAAUAAGAAAAUAAUUUUGGUUUUGGUUUUUUUUUGUUUGUUUGUUUUGUUUUUGUUUUUGUUUUGUUUUUGGGGAUUUUUUUGUCAGGGAAAGUAUGUGGAACUAAAAAAAAGAAAAUGGAAGGGAGGUGAAGGUCUUGUCAGCAAGAGGUAGGAAUAUGGAUUUCAUAAAGUUAAUGGCUUCAGUCAAUAAUUAUUGUGAAAAUAGAUUUUACAAUUCAUAUUGAAUUGUUUGUAGUCAGCUUGAUUGAUGCUGUUGUAAUACAGGAGGCUAAUCAAGACUGGGAAUCAAAGAAAAAGAACCAAAAUCCAAAGGCAAGCCCUUACAGAUUAGUCAUUCUUUAUACCAGUAAGCCAAUUUAUCAGCAGUAAUAAAAAGUCCUGACUUUGAAAAUAAUGGCUAACUUUCAUAAAAUAUGUCCUCUAGUUUCAUACAGUGUUUUCAAAGGUUCCUAUCUUUUGUCUGUUUUAAUGGAAGGGAUAGUCAGAUGCCAGGAGUUUUUUACACUACACUGUUUAAGACCAAUUAUAUUUCCAGUUACUUUGUAAAAUUUAGUUGCUUUGGACAGACCUUAAAUCCUCUCUCAUGUCAUUCUGUUGUCUUUCAGAAUAAAAGUUGAUUUUGCAUUUAAUUCCAGAACACUCUAUAUUAUUCAAGUUACCCUAAGGGCACAAAUCACCUGAAAACCUUAGGUAGUGUCUUCAUGAACUGCUGAACAAAUCCAGCCAUCUUGUGAUGCACCAAAAGAUCUUGUUUUUUCCUUUUUAUACUUUCAGUCCCCCCCAACCUCUCCCAGCCUUGCAGUCUCUCUCUGCCUUGUACAUCAGUCCCCUUAUACACCAAUGGUAGGCCCAGACUAUUUCAUUAUUAUUAGCAUAAUUUUUAUCACUUAUUUCCAUUUUAUAUGACCCAUUUGCUUUACAAUAUAUUUCUCCUCUUGUUCAGAACUAGCUCCAGAACUAGUUAGAGACUCAUGAGCACCUUGGGGACAAUCAGAUGCUCCUGGGAGCUCGUUCCUCGGGGCCCAGCUGUCUGUGCAGGGACAGCCAGAGCCUGGCUGAGCUGUGCAGGCUGCCCCAGGCAGCACAGAGCUGCUGCAGGAGGGCACAGCGACUGAGCCCUGUGCUGUGCCUCUCAGCACAUCACACAGCUGCGUGGGUCUGGGCUGGAAGUGUCUCCUGCAUGCUUCAUCCAGGUCUGGACAGAGGCAGCUCGAGUGGAGUGCAAUUGCCUCUGUGUCCUUUUGUCCUUAAUCAUCACUGCAAUUGUCCUCACUGCUCUGCCAGCUCUGCUUGGAUCCUCAGCCCUCUCCCUGUUCAGCACCUCCUCUCCUGUUAAAUUUAUCUCUCUUGUAUUACUCACUGUCUCUUUGCUGUCAUGAGCUGCAUGCAAAUGCUGGGUUUAUUGUUUGAGAUAAUGCAUUCCUGCUAUCUCAAUGAAAUAAGUAUAUUCCAUUUGUUUAUUAGCUAAUUAAACUAAUCUCUAGAAAACCUUCAGAAUGUCUUCUGUUCUUCUGCAGUGAAGCUAAUUUAUCUUUAUAGUGCUGGCAGUAGGAAAAUGGUCUAUAUGCCCUGCAGAAAAGUUUGAGAUUCAUAUGUUUUUAUCCCAACUGUUUCACAUUAUAACCUAAAAGUCAGAUUUGGAUAUUCAGGAAACUUUGGUGCUGAAUGAUCUGCAGUGAAAGAAACGUAUGGGAAGUACAAGCAUAGUCUGAUCUUACCUCUCAAGCUGACAUAUUAAUAAUUUGACAAAACAGAUAUUGCUUAGAAGUUAAAAAAUAUUUUGCUCAGAAACGUCUCCCAAUGACUGUUUGUUUCCUUUGAGCUGAUCACUGGAUGGCACUCAGUGUGCCAGGGUGCUUUCAGAAUUUCAAAAAAAGUGCUGGUAGAGAAGAAUCCAUUUCACAGAAUUGUGGUAGAGGCUGGUGGACAUCUCUGAGCUCAUCUGGUCCAGCCCCUGCUCAAGCAAAGUCAGUGAGAGAAGAUUGCCUGUAGCUCAUCCAGUUCACUUUUGAAUAUUUCCAUUAAAGGUGACUCCACAGCCUCUCUGGGAAGCAUUUUGCAGUGUUUGACCACCUGCAGAGUAAAAAAAAAAAAAAAAAAAAAAAAAAA